AUGUCUUCCCUCAGCCUCCCCUCCCCCGAGCACCGAGCCAAAAUCAUUGAAAAGUUCACGGAGCUCAUCGACGCCAUCGAGGCCCACCCGGCCUGGAGCCCGCCGAACCCCCACAAGGGUCUUUUCCACGUCUGGGACUACGUCAACCGCUCCCGGUACAUCAUGACGGAGCUCGACCACAUCCGCGACGGCGAGCCCGUGCGGUAUCCGGAGCAGAUCCCUCAGCAAGAUAUCGUGACACUCCCAGGCGUACCAGGUCGCAGCGGCCCCGACGCAGCCGCCGAGUCCUUUGUCGACGUCUGCGGCCGAUCGGCGACGGUCAACGAAAUGAUUGCCAACCCGAAGCUGCUCACCAUGAUUGGUCUCCCGCAGGUGGAUUACGGCAACGAUAUCGUUUCGAGAUCGCAGGCGGUUGUCGAUGUCUUGAAGCAGGCCAUCUGA
Molecule: messenger RNA, 441 nt
Organism: Colletotrichum scovillei
Lineage: Eukaryota; Fungi; Ascomycota; Sordariomycetes; Glomerellales; Glomerellaceae
Exons: 2
Coding region: 1-441 (146 amino acids)
Source: RefSeq, a predicted model, not a curated record